Molecule: messenger RNA, 930 nt
Organism: Neltuma alba
Lineage: Eukaryota; Viridiplantae; Streptophyta; Magnoliopsida; Fabales; Fabaceae
Product: extensin-3-like
Exons: 2
Coding region: 20-604 (194 amino acids)
Source: RefSeq, a predicted model, not a curated record
UUGUUGGAGUUAAAGAAACAUGGAAACCCUAAUGGCUUCUGCUACUCUCACUCUGUUGUUGCUGCUUGUGUCUCUAAGCAUCUUGCCAUCUGAAACCUCUGCAGAUUAUGUUUACCCAUUUCCUCCUCCUCCAAUGAAAAAACCCUAUUACAAGUAUCCUUCUUCUCCACCACUUACGAAGAAGCCCUACAUGUACCCGUCUCCUCCUCCACCACCACCGAAGAAACACCAUGUGUACCCGUCAUCUCCUCCACUGAAAAAGCACUAUGUGUACCCGUCGCCUCCUCCACCGCCAAAGAAACACUAUGAUUACAAGUCUCCUCCUCCACCGAAAAAACACUAUGUGUACCUGUCGCCUCCUCCGCCACCCAAAAAACACUAUGAUUAUAAGUCUCCUUCUCCUAUGAAAAAACACUAUGUGUACCCGUCGCCUCCUCCACCACCAAAGAAACACUAUGAUUACAAGUCUCCUCCUCCAUUAAAAAACCACUACGUGUACCCGUCGCCUCCUCCACCGCCAAAGAAAUACUAUGUUUACAAGUCUCCUCCCCCAGUUUACAAGAACUAUAUGUAUCCUUCACCACCCCCUCCUUACCACUACUAGAUCCAGCGUUUUCACUGCUCGUGCUCCUUGGUGUGUGAUCUAAUAAUAUAUAUUAUCAUUAUCAAAUAAAGAAAGCGAUGGAUGGACACGCUUCGCAUAUAGAGGAAAGAGGAUGGAAGCAAAUUUCCUCGUACUGUCAUAAAAUAUCAUAGAGUUGCUUUCAUUCUCUUAUUAUUAUUAUUAUUAUUAUUUAUUUAUUUAUGAUGUAAUAUGACAGUUGUGAGCCUUUGCCCAGUCCAUGUAUUUGUUUUGUAAAAUAUUAUUAGUAAAUAAUAUAUGCAUUGUGAGUAGUUUUCAACCUGCUGCGUUUGCAGGGGUUGAAAAAU